Didymodactylos carnosus is the source of this 546-nucleotide messenger RNA. The record is from the annotation of a GenBank genome assembly. NCBI's taxonomy places the organism in Eukaryota, Metazoa, Rotifera, Eurotatoria, Philodinida, Philodinidae.
AUGUCAUGUAAUGAGAUUGUGUGUGCACUAGUGUUUGGCAUCUCCAUCCAUAUUACACCCGCUUAUGGCCGGUCCACGUACGAUGAUGAUUCAAUACCAACGACUGCUUCCUUCACUUCACGUCCAGCCAGUCAGACUUCGACAACUGAAAAAACCACACUGAUUUUGACAACGGGAAUUCAAAACAAUCCCAGUUCGACGACUGAAAAUUAUAUAGUCACUGUAACAACAGCAAUCGAAAACAUUCCGACUUCAACAAGUACAAGUCUCGAGUGGACAACCGGUAUCCGAAACAAUCCGAGUUCGACGACCGAAAAUACCAUAGCAGAAAGGACUACACUCACUGGACCAACAAAUAUUGAUGUUAAAUCAACUGAAACACCUAGAACACCUAACCCCGCGAAUGGUCUUGAUGCAAUAACAACUGUUGGUGUUAUCUUAGGAAUAACAGUCAGCGUGUUGUCUAUCGUCGGUGUUUUCUUUAGUAUUUAUAAAAAAUGUUGUAGCCGCCGUCUGGAGUAUAUGAAACGCUAUAUGAUGUCCUAG